AUGUUCAGGAAUAUUUUAAUUUGUGAUUUUGAUGAAACAAUUUCAAUUAAAGAUACUAUUAGUGCAUUUGCCAGAUUGGCAUAUCUUGUGAAACCCCCCACAUUUCCAAAUUGGUCUCAUUUUGAAACAACGUAUAUGGAAGGAUACAAUCGUUUACAACCUAAAUAUUCUCAGAAUAGAACCUUACCAUUGCUUAAAAACCUUGGUUCGAAUAAUAGAAUUACCGAAGAAAAUUAUAACGUGUUGUUCGGAUUGGAAAUUGAGUAUCAAAAACUAUGUAGGAAUAUAGAGUUGAAUAGUAUCCAAGAGAUGGAAAAAUAUGAUCUAUUCAAAGGUAUUAGUCUACGUGAUGUAUCAAAUUAUGUGGGAAGUUUGUUGAAUGGAGAAGUCAAUUCCAUUAUGAGAAAAGGAUUUACUGAAUGUUUAAGGACCUUAAAGAUUGAUAUCGAUAAUCUUUUUGUAAUAUCAAUCAAUUGGUCUAGAGAAUUUAUCCAGGAUACAAUUACAAAAGAAUAUAUUUCAUCUUCAAACAUUUAUUGUAAUGAUCUCCUGUUAGAUCAAAAAGAAGACACGAAGUAUGUAUAUAGAGGUGACUUUUCCAAAUCAUUAUUAACUGGAUCAGAUAAGAUACGAGUAUUAAAUAAGCUAUGUGAUGAUAAAAAUGAAAAUCAGAAAAAUCUCAAUAAAUUUUGGUAUGUUGGUGAUAGUGAGACUGAUCUUCUUUGUAUUUUAAAUCCUCGAGUUAAUGGGGUAUUGUUAUUAGAUCCUCAAGAGGAUAAGAAGAAAUUUCUUAAAUUGACAAUGGAUAUAUUGGGACUUGAAAUCGAUAUCAUAAACAAUUUCAUGAAUGAUUCAGAUCUAAGAUCCUUGGUACUUGUAGAGAAACAAAAUGGUAAUCUUUCAUACCUUGUCAAAACCUGGAAUGAUAUAACUACACUUAUACAACAAAGUAAUACAUUAUGA
This is a messenger RNA of Maudiozyma saulgeensis, 963 nucleotides long. The record is from the annotation of a GenBank genome assembly. Lineage: Eukaryota; Fungi; Ascomycota; Saccharomycetes; Saccharomycetales; Saccharomycetaceae.